AUGCGCUUCUCUACCAUUUUCCGCAAACCCCCAAUCCGAAUCUGCCAUUUCCGGAGCUCCGUCAAGCUACUUCACUCUCUUCCCCGACCAAGACCCAGAAAUCCCACAAACCGAUUCUUCCAGAAACCAAAACUCGUGAAAUCACAGACCCCAGACCCCACGAUUUACACCAGAGACAUCGUCUCCAAUAUCUACAACAUCCUCAAGCACUCCACCUGGGAAUCUGCUCGGGAACAGCUUCCACAUCUCGGUGUAAAAUGGGACUCUCACAUAAUCAACCGCGUCUUGAAAUCCCACCCUCCGAUGCAGAAAGCUUGGCUCUUCUUCAACUGGGCCUCCGAAAUCAAGGGAUUCAAGCACGACCAUUUCACUUACACCACCAUGCUCGACAUCUUCGGAGAAGCGGGUCGGAUCCAAUCCAUGUACUCCGUCUUCCACCUCAUGAAGAACAAAGGUGUGGCGAUCGAUACGGUGACGUACACGACGAUGAUUCACUGGGUUUCGAAUUCCGGCGACGUUGAUGAAGCGAUGAGGUUAUGGAAGGAGAUGAGAGAUAACGGUUGCGAACCUACUGUCGUCUCGUACACUGCUUACAUGAAGAUACUUUUCUCCGACGGGAAGGUGGAUGAAGCGACGGAGGUGUAUAAGGAGAUGCUACGGUCGCGAAUCUCCCCGAAUUGUCAUACUUAUACGGUGUUGAUGGAGUAUCUCGUCGUCACAGGAAAAUGUGAGGAAGCUUUAGAUAUUUUCUUCAAGAUGCAAGAAAUCGGAGUGAAGCCAGAUAAAGCAGCAUGCAACAUUCUGAUUGGGAAAGCGUGUGAAUUCGGAGAAACAUCUUUCGUUUCUCGGAUUCUUCUACACAUGAGAGAAACCGGGAUGGUGCUUCGUUACCCUGUCUUUCUCGAGGCUUCAAAGACUCUGAGAGCCGCUGGGGAAAGUGAUGAUCUGUUGAGGGAAGUCAAUUCGCAUAUCUCCGCUGAAUCUUUGUGCUCCGAAGCCAUGGAUGAGACGAAAAGUUCGGACGAUAGUAGAUUUAUCAGUUUCGUGCUCUUGUUGAAGCAGAAUCUUGUUGCAGUUGAUCAUCUACUUAACCAGAUGAAAGAAAGAAACGUAAAGUUGGAUCCUUUUGUUGUUUCAGUGAUCGUAGAAACAAACUGUGACCGUUGUAGAACCGAGGGGGCUUCGUUGGCUCUUGAUUACAGCUCGGGAAUGGGGAUUCAUCUGGAGAAGACAGCGUAUCUUUCGUUGAUUGGUAACUUUCUGCGAGCAAACGAGCUGCGUAAAGUGAUUGAAUCGGUGAAGGAGAUGCUUAAAGCUCAACACAAGCUUGGUGUGUACCAAGGAGCAACGUUGAUCCACAAGCUCGGGUUUGGAAGAAGAAGACCUCGCUUAGCUGCGGAGGUUUUAGAGUUGCUUCCCGAUGAUCAGAAGGGAGUAGCUGCUUACACGGCGUUGUUGGAUGUUUAUAUCUCAGCAGGGAGUCCAGAGAAAGCGAUGAAGAUAUUGGAAGAGAUGAGAAGGCGAGAGGUUAUGCCUUCGUUGGGGACAUACAAUGUUGUAUUGUCUGGUCUUGAGAAAACAAAAACCAGUGAGUUCCAGAGAGAAGCAGCGUCGUUGAAGAAGGAGAAGAAGAGUCUUGUUGCUAAUGGACGUUUCAGGGAAAACGUUGAUGUUCAAGAGAGAAUCUGUGAUCUUCUGUUUGCUAGAAAUCUGUAA
This is a messenger RNA of Microthlaspi erraticum, 1716 nucleotides long. NCBI's taxonomy places the organism in Eukaryota, Viridiplantae, Streptophyta, Magnoliopsida, Brassicales, Brassicaceae. The record is from the annotation of a GenBank genome assembly.